This is a messenger RNA of Impatiens glandulifera, 2001 nucleotides long. RefSeq lists its product as uncharacterized. The transcript is spliced from 2 exons. The coding region runs from base 175 to 1869 and encodes 564 amino acids. Lineage: Eukaryota; Viridiplantae; Streptophyta; Magnoliopsida; Ericales; Balsaminaceae. The record is from RefSeq and is a predicted model, not a curated record.
ACCCAAUACUAUCAUCAUGAUACCAAAUAAACUUCCUCCAUUCAAUCAAAAGCAUAAUAAUGCUUUUCUUCUUCAUCUUUCUUCGAUAAUGCCAAUAGUUGAUUCUUCUCCCUCAAACAGACAAAUCUUUAGAGAGAUCAAAAAAGAUCUUCGUGUUUGGACAGACCAACAACAAUGUUGGGAUGGAAAUGUUUCCAAUGGAGCAGAAUUCCCGAUUCCUUACAUUCCCGCCAUCGGACCUUCUCACUCCCGUCGCCGCUUCCCAAAUGGCCUCCAGGUCAAGGAUUUGCUAAUGGAAGAAUAAACAUAGGAGAGUUAGAAGUUGUUAAAAUCACCCAAUUUGAGUACAUCUGGGAUUGUGAUUACAAGAAUUCAACCGUUGCAUUUUAUAAACCCGUAGCUAUACCAGAUGGAUUCCGCAACCUUGGUUUCUAUUGCGAAUCUAGCGAUUGUUCUUCGUCAAGAGGAUUCGUUCUAGUGGCUAAGGAAGUGGUGUCAUCUUCGGACAAUAUACGUUACUGUCCUGCUCUGUUAAAGCCGCUUGAUUAUAAGUUAAUAUGGUGCUCUAAUGAUGGACAUGGAGAAACCUUUAAUGGGUCCGGCUGUUUCUGGUUUCCAAACCCACCAGAAGGUUAUGAAGCCAUGGGUUUCGUGGUCACUACUACCCUUAACAAGCCCGAACUCGAUGAAAUUUGGUGCGUACGAUCCGACCUAACUGAUAGAUGUGAAACUUACAGACUUUUACUCGAUACCAUUUCAAGUUUCUCCGAUUCAUUGUUUCGAGUAUGGGAAAUUCGACCCUCUAAUCGCGGAAUGCUCGGUAGAGGCGUUCAUUUAGGUACAUUUUUCUGUAGUAACUUCGGUGGAAGCAUUGGGGAACAUGUAAAUAUAGCUUGUUUGAAAAACUUAAAUCCAUCACUACAAUGCAUGCCAAAUCUCGACCAGAUUCAUGCAAUGGUUAGCCAUUAUGGUCCCACGUUCAUCUUCCAUCCGGAUGAGAUAUAUCUCCCAUCCUCUGUUUCUUGGUUUUUCAUGAACGGUGCACUUCUUUACAAACGAGGAGAAUUGGUUGGUGAACCUAUUGAAGUUGCGGGUUCUAAUUUACCUGCGAAUGGAACUAACGAUGGUGCGUAUUGGAUAGAUUUGCCUAUUGAUGAUAGACGAGAGCAUGUUAAGCGAGGGAAUGUAGAAAGUAGUAUUGUGUAUGUUCAUGUUAAGCCGGCUUUAGGUGGAACUUUCACAGAUAUUGUGUUUUGGAUAUUUUGUCCAUUUAAUGGACCUGGAACUCUUAAGCUUUGUAAUAUUAAUAUCCCUCUUGGUAAAAUCGGGCAGCAUGUAUGUGAUUGGGAACAUGUUACUCUUAGGAUAAGCAACUUCACGGGCGAGCUUUGGAACAUGUAUUUGUCGCAACAUAGUGGUGGUAAAUGGGUGGAUGCUUCGAAUUUGGAGUUUAUAGAAGGAAACAAAGCUAUUGUUUACUCGUCAAGAAAUGGGCAUGCUAGUUUUCACCAUCCCGGUUCAUACAUUCAAGGGUCUAAGAAGCUUGGAGUUGGGAUUAGGAACGACGCUGCUUAUAGUAAUUUCAGAGUGGAUUCGAGUGUGCGUUAUGAGAUAAUUUCAGCUGGAUACUUGGGGAAUGGAGUUGGUUUUGUUAAGGAACCGUGUUGGUUGCUUUUCAUGAGAAAAUGGGGUCCAAAAGUUAGUUAUAGUAUAAGAAAUAAGUUGGAUCAAAUUGUGAAUCGUUUGCCUGUUGGGAUCGGUUGUAGGUUGAAGAAUGUGGCUUAUAAGUUGCCGGUUGAAUUAUAUGGGGAGGAUGGACCUACAGGGCCUAAGGAGAAGAACAAUUGGGUCGGGGAUGAAAGAUCGUAAACAAAUGUGGGUGACUAACCAACUAACUAUUUUUCAAUGUCUUAAAUAUUGUUUUCUUAAUUUUAAUCAUUUUUAGGCUAGUUUUGUUCUAUAUUGAAUGGGAUAUGGUCCUAGCAUUGAAUAUAAACAUGA